AUGGAAUUUGUAGAUGAGAGGCUAACAAUCCCUGAUUGUGAUACGCCCUCUCUCUCCACAGCAUGCCCGACUGAGGCUUCAGUUAAUCAAGGUCGAAUAUCUCCUGCCAUGGUGGACUUGAUCUGGGCCCAUAUCCGUUGGAUGGAUGGAGGUGAACCGGAUCUGCUGUCUGGUCCAGAUGACGGUGGCGAAGAUCCCUCAGCACAAAUGAAGCCCCGUGCAGAAACCACAGUUGCGCGAGAGUCUGCAGAAUAA
Messenger RNA from Strongylus vulgaris, 255 nucleotides. Lineage: Eukaryota; Metazoa; Nematoda; Chromadorea; Rhabditida; Strongylidae. The record is from the annotation of a GenBank genome assembly.